Molecule: messenger RNA, 630 nt
Organism: Pyrenophora tritici-repentis Pt-1C-BFP
Lineage: Eukaryota; Fungi; Ascomycota; Dothideomycetes; Pleosporales; Pleosporaceae
Source: RefSeq, a predicted model, not a curated record
AUGGUGUUCUUGAGGCGCAAGCUCAGCAUACCGCAACCGUCAGAGACUGAGACUCGGAAUCUAGCACCGGAACUCAACCAGUUCAAGCAGAACAAUGUAGCUCUUCAGGGGCAGAUCAUGUCACUAAUGGCAAAGUUGACCGAGUCAAAGAAGAAUGAGAGGGAGCUGCGGAGUACAUUGGGUAUGACCGAGAUGAGAUGCGCUGAAUGGGAAGACAAGGCUGCACAUGCCGACAAUCUCGCGAUGAAGAUCCAAGCCCUGGAGAACACCAUCGAAGAUCUUGAAAGUCGUCUCGAGAUUGCCAACACCAAUCGAAUUGACGCAGAGGAACAACUUUCCAACUUCCAAGGCCAGAAAUCGCCCUUUGACGUUACUUCGUCAAAGCUCGAGCCAGUAAUUUCGGACGCAGAUGUCGAUUCCAAGGAGAACUCGGUCGUGGCUGCCAUCGUUGCACGUGUUGAGCGACUUCAAGAGGAAGUGAGGGAGAAGAAUGCAUGCAUCGCUGAGUUAGAAGAAGAUCGUGAGCAGCUGCGACAGCAAUGCGAUCAGCUACGGCAAGAAAACAACAAACUGUCGAUACACUCAGAUAUCCAGGAAGAUCUUCUGCACAAGACGACACGAACGGGCUGA